Molecule: messenger RNA, 3760 nt
Organism: Rotaria socialis
Lineage: Eukaryota; Metazoa; Rotifera; Eurotatoria; Philodinida; Philodinidae
Source: the annotation of a GenBank genome assembly
CAAACUACACAGAAAUUAACUCAUAAGUUUUCCAUUGGUUAUACACAAAAAAAUUCAUUAAGAGAGAAGCGACAAAUAGAUAGGGACAACAGAACGAAAAGAAUUUUUCUGCGACGAAGUGAUCGUGCGACGAAAUGAUUGCGACGAAGUGAACGCGACGAAAUGUCGUGCGACGAUAUGUGCUAGUGUCGUAUACGUUUUACCAUAAAGUACUUUUUUCUCACGUACAAAAAGUGUUAUAGGUAAUAAUAAGUGAAUCUUUCUUAGCAACUAUUAGUAUAUUUAAAAGUGAAAGUAAUUUUUAUUAAUAAAGUAACUGAACUAUUCGGGUAAAAACAGCACUAUUAAAUACUUUCAAUCGUUUCUUUAGCCAAAAAAACAUUACUUUUAAUUGAAUCUGUUCAUAACAACUACUUUCUGUUUAAAAACAAAACUAGUGAAAGUAGUUAUUAGUGUUUUUUUUGUCAUAGUUUUUUAUAUGGGUACUAUGCAUAAAUAGUUGAAAAGGAAUCAAUUGCUAGUAUGAAAAGUAAUGAAAGGUAAUUUUGGCUUAUAAGUAUACUAAUAGUUACUUUAAAAGGCUGACUUAAUAUUAUUUUUGGUAAUUUUCUGCACACAGACAACAAAUACUUUUUCAUGAUUUUGUGAGGAAAACUUGUUUAGUUGAAUAUACAGCCUCACAAAGUCCAGUAGAUACUAGUCUUCAACAUGUGCAUGAGGAUCAGUUUAGAAAAGAUAUUGGCAUGCGCAUCCGUACGCCUCAGCUCUUCUUCUAUUCCAACAACACUGUUCAUUCCAAAACGAACACACCUCAUUCUCAGACAAAAAUAAUUACACAGUAGCAUGCAGAAUUUUUAUUACCAUUCCAUAGAUAAUGGCAUGGCGCAACUUUCAAAAAAGUGAAGCCUUGCUUUGACUGUCCCACAGCGUUUUUAGAGUAUCCGAUAUUUCUAUGUUUUUGAUUCACAGAACAUUUUCAGAAGGCACUUGAGAUUUUCUUGCAAUACAGUGACAGUUCAUAACUCACUGUUAUUCUGUUUCUUAGAGAAAGGUUCCAUGAAUAUGCAUUAUCUCCUUUUUUUGUGGCACUACUGUUCACUGAUUAAUCAAAAACGAGCACAAAAUAAAAACCAAUACAAUGCGAUCUAUUAAAAACUGAGAAAAGAAAAUCAAGCCGAGAGGGGCACAAUCUAAGGUAGGUUUUAAUAUUACUUUUAUUAAUGAUGUAUUAGUGUUGAUAUUUGGUAAUUCAUUCUGAUCAGAAAUUUGCUGAUCUUCCAAGAGUAGCAUUUCAACGAAAAAUACUACAGAUGAUCGUUGCUUGCCAAAUCUAAUUGGAUAGGAUUCUAUGGUGAUGAUAUCAUUUUUGACUGAACCAUACCUUGUGAUGAGCGUGAUUUUGUGCUUUGUCUUGUCGAUUACAUAUGGCUUUGUCGAAAUUGAAUGAAUCACAGGCGUGGGCAUUACUUGACCAGCCAAUUUAUUAAAAAGCACCAUGCUAAUUAACCAUACAGUAAACAGUAGCUUUGUAUCGCACAUUGUUAAUAGCUUGAUGUUUGUAUUGGCAAAUCAGUAAAUUACAGUGUAUCAGUUGUUUGUGACUUAGUUGAAAUAUGCUUCUGAAGAUAUACUAUAACAGUGUGCGUGAUAGAGAGAGAGAGAGAGAGAGACAGAAAAAAACACAUACCUGUUCUCUUUAGAAAUUAUUGAAGGAGGCGUUGCUUUCACUCAUAACCCUUCUGAUUCUUUGAUGAUAACUAAAAAGCUAUGGUCCAAUGAAAAUAUCGUCAGGUGGAUACUAGUGUCGUUUUAUGAUAGGACAGAAUAUUAUUUUCGUGAGCGUUUGCUUCGUAGGUGAGAUAAAAUAAUGCAUAAACACAAAUAUUGGUGUAUGUAUCGUUUCGUAGCCAACUGAAUCAAUGAAGUACGUUUUUUUCCCCUUUGCUUUCUAUCCGAUCAACAACCGAAGCAAGCAGAGAUAUAUGCAACGUUGUAUAAUCAGUAACCCUAUUUUUUUGAUGAUACAGCAAUACAUGAUAUAGUUAAUUAGGUAUAGCGUUUUUUUCUCUCUUCCUGAUCACCUGAGGUUACCUGAGAUACGAACAUAAUGAGGUAAAUGAUGAUUCCACAUAUCAAGAAAAUAUUGCCUUCGUCCAAAGUACGAUGUACGAUGUACUAUUUUUUUCACAUCAAAUAUAACCCCUAUUUGCUUUUUUUCAAUCCAACUAGGCCAUUUAGUGAUAUCGAAUGACUUAAACACAUGUAUAUUUUUCCCUCGACUGCAGAGAGGGUCAUAUGAAAUAAAAUGCGUUUGUUUGCUUGAUUUCUUGGUUGCUUGAUUGGGGUCAAAAAAACAUUUAUUAGAGGUUAGCAUAUCUUCAGACUUUUGGCUCUUCUAAUUGAGCUUCGCUCUACGUUAUCGGCAGCUCUGAAUCCGAAUCCGGAGCCCAUUUUUUCGGCCGUCGUCUCAUUGGUCGGGAGUCGACCAAUCAAAAACGAACUUUCUUAUUUUAAGACUUUUGGCCCUCCUGAUUGAACUUUGCUGAAAGUUAUCGACAGCGCUGAAUCCGAAUCCGAAGCCCACUUCUUUGGCCGAGCUUUCAUUGGUCGGGAAGUGACCAAUCCGAAAUGAGCUUUCUUAAUUAAAGACAUUUAGCCGGUUGUAUUGAACUGUGCUAUAGGUUAUUGAGGGCCUUGAAUCUGAAUCCGAAUCCGAAGCCCACUCCUUUGCCCAAGGCUUCAUUGGCCAGGAGCUGACCAAUCAGAAAUGAACAUUCUUAAUCAAAGAUAUUUGGCCUUUUUAUCAAAGUUUGCUAUAGGAGCGAAAUCUUUCUUCAGGAUGUUGUAUGUUUUUGUGAAAGAUACCGUAAUAGAAAGUUUGACUGAAGAUUGAUAGUGCACUUACGUGUGUUGAGUUUCUUAAGCAUUGGUUUUGUCUGAAUCGCCCACAAAUAAGAAGUGUGUUGCUUGAAAAAGUGAAAGUAAACACAUUUUUCAACUUUGCCGUUUUGAGUAGAAUGGUGAGAGAAAGAAGAUACGAGGGUGUGUGUGUGGGUGUGGGGUGUGAACAGCUACCAAGAUCGGUUUCGUCCUUGCUUAAGGGGCUCUUCAGUUGGCAAAUAUUCCCUAUGAUUAAAUUAAAUUAAAUUCAAAGACAAAAUUCAAAGAUAUCAAAAAAGAAUAUUUAUCUGUGACUUAUAUAUAGAAUUAAAAGCUCAAUAUAUAUAAUUAUAUUGAUGAUAUCUUCUUCACGUUCAAUGAAGCCAAGAUAAAAAUCAAGGCAAUCAUUAAGAAAGCAAAUGAUUUUCAUCCAAAUAUUAAAUUAGAAGCUACCAUUGGUAGUUGUGUUCCAUUUCUGGAUCUUCUCAUCAACAAUAAGAAUAGUAUUCUAUCCACAUCUGUCUAUCGCCAACUAGUAGCUGAACCAUGUGUUGUACCAUUUAUUUCUGAUCAUCCUCCUCAUGUCUUUUCGAAUAUUAUUCAUGCUGCUCUUCUUCGAGCUGUACGGUAUUCAUCGACAUCGGAAAUUUUUCAAAACGAACGUCGUGCUAUUCGAUUAAUGUUACUCUAUAAUGGUCUAAAACGUGACAUACACAAGAUUCAUUCAGAAACCUUUCAAGGUACACCAGCCAUGGAAAUUCGACUCAUUGUUGGACAUCGAAAUCAUCGUAAUACUGGACAUGAACUAGUAGAAAAAAGACCACAUCCAUCGCUUUUGAAACCGAUACAACUUCCAAAUACAAUAAAACGAAAGUCCUAA